CCCGUUUGACGCAGAAGCGCCGGACGGAGGCACGUGCGGCAAGGGCUCCGUCCUCCUCCUCCUGGCGGGGAAAGGCGAUGGCUUCCCGGCGGAGACGCGGGGCUCCUUCCCUUCCUGUGCCGCCUUCCCUCCUCGGCGCCCUCCUCGGCGGGACCUUGUCUUGCUCUUCCUCCUCCUGAAGGCGGCAUGGAGCGGGGCCUCUUCUGCCGGGCCCUCUACUGGCUCCUCCUGCCCCUCGCCCUCCUCGCCGCGUGCCUCUUCCGGUUCAACGCCCUCUCCUUAGUCUACCUUCUCUACCUGCUUCUCUUGCCGUGGUUCCUGGGUCCCACGGAACAGACUAUAAAAGGUCACACGGGCCGCCUCCUCCGAGCCCUUUUGGCCACCAGCAUCCUCUUCCUGCUUGCCCACUUGGCCUUCCAGAUAUGCCUCUAUACGGUGCCCGGCUUGGACCAGCGGCUGGGAUACAACUGCAGCACAUGGGAAACCCUCGCUCAGCACAUCGGGGUCACAAGGCUGGACCUGAACGACAUCCCCAACUCGGUGCGGCUGGUGGCCCCCGACGUGGGCAUCCUGCUGGUCUCGGCCAUUUGCCUCGGCGUCUGCGGCCGCCUGGUGCCAUCGCGCAAACCGGGACCCGGGAGCAGCCGGCGGCCCGUCUCUCAGCAGCUGCAGGAACAGGAAGAAGCAGCGGUGGAUGAGGAGCCGGCGAAAGGCCGAGACCUUUCCGACGUUGCUGCUGAAGUCUCUCGGAGGCGGCAUGCGCCUCUGUCCGCCCGGCUCCGGGUCAAGGCCCAUUGGCUACUGAUGGCCAUGGGCAAGAUCCUGGCCGUCGCCUUGCUGGCCUUGGCGGGGAUCACCCUGCCCUCGGCCUUCUCCGCCGUCUACUACCUGCUCUUUGUGGGCCUCUGCACGUGGUGGGCCUGCCACUUCCCCGCCAGCCGCGCGGCCUUCAGCGCCUUGUGCGUCAUGGUCGACGUCUUUGCCGGCGGCCACCUCGUCUGCCUCUACGGCUACCAGACCCCCUUCAUGCAGACCCUGCUCCCGCCCGCUGGACUCUGGGCACGGUUGUUUGGUCUGAAGGCCAUCGUCCUGCAUGCGGGAUGCAGCAAACCCAAUGCGCUCCUCCUGGACCUCAGCUUGCCUUGGCCGGUCUAUGUUAACCCUGGGAUCCUGUUGCUGCUCUACUAUGUUCUGGCCACUUUGGUGAAACUCCGGAGGUCCCAUUCCUACGACCGGCGACGGGAUACCGAAAGCUCAUCCUCCGAACUGAUGGAGCUGGAGAACUGGUCCCUGGAACAAGAGGCCGGGGCUGGAGACGCAACGCCCAUGUUGGUUUCCGAGACAGAGGCUUCGGGCAAUGAUGCCGAGAAUUGCACCGUGCAUACGCUUGAGGAGCCUGAGCCGCUUGCCAACAAGAGACGGAAACGGCAGAAGGAGAAGCUGCAUUUGCUGCAUUCGUUGGGCCACAUCGUCAUGGACCAGAGCUACGUCUGUGCUCUCAUUGCCAUGAUGGUGUGGAGCAUCACCUACCACAGCUGGCUGACCUUUGUGCUGCUGCUCUGGGCCUGUCUCAUCUGGAUUGUGCGCAACCGGCACCAGCUGGCCAUGCUCUGCUCGCCCUUCAUCCUCCUCUACGGGGUGGCCCUUUGCAGCCUCCAGUACGUCUGGGGCAUGGACCUGGAGGCCGAGCUGCCCACACGCGUGGGGUUCAUGCCCCUCCAGCAGCUGGGCCUCCGCACGCCCCUCCGACCCUGCCUCGACCUGGGCGCCAAGCUCCUUUACACUCUGACUUUCUGGCUCCUGGUGCGGCAAUUUGUGAAGGAGAAGCUGCUAAAAAAGAAGCAACCCGUGGCGCCCUUGAAGGAGGUCACCGUUACGGACUCAGGGGCCAUCCCCAAGCGGGACGUGCUGAAGACCCUGGGGGCCUACGUGACGGGCUUCUUCGCCAAGUUCUGGAUCCUGGUUUGUGCCGGCAUGUUCAUCGUGGUCACCUUUGCCGGCCGGUUGGUGGUCUACAAGAUCGUCUACAUGUUCCUCUUUCUGCUGAGCCUCACCCUCUUCCAGGUUUACUACAGCCUUUGGAGGAAACUCUUGAAGGCCUUCUGGUGGCUGGUGGUGGCCUACACCAUGUUGGUGCUCAUUGCGGUCUACACCUUCCAGUUUGAGGACUUCCCCAUGUACUGGCGGAACUUCACGGGGCUGACGGACGAACAAUUGGGAGACCUGGGUCUGGAGCAAUUCAGCGUCUCCGAACUCUUCUCCAGCAUCUUCAUCCCGGGCUUCUUCCUCCUGGCCUGCAUCCUGCAGCUGCAUUAUUUCCACCGCCAGUUCAUGCGUGUCACGGAUCUGGAGCACGUCCUUGCGCCGCGACACCGUGCAUUGGGUGAGGAAGAGUUGAGCGGAAGCCGGGUUCUGCUCCAUUCGGAAGACGGAGAUGAAGCCGGAGACGGAGAGGCCAGGGAUGAAGUUCAGGAUGAGUCUGGAGAGGCUGUGCCCAGUAAGUGGGGCCUGGUGCUGGAGCGCCUGAUGGUCCUGGGAGGGACCUUUUUGGACGUUUUGGGCCGACUCCGGGUCUUCGUCCUGCGCCUCCUCGAACUCCACGUCCUGAAGCUGGUGGUGCUUUACGUCAUUUGGGUGUCUUUGCAGGAGGUGUCGACGAUGAACCUCCUGCUGGUGGUGCUUUGGGCGAUUGCCGUCCCGUACAGCAGCUUCUCCCACAUGGCCUCCUGCCUCUCCACCGUCUGGGUUUGCAUCAUCAUCGUCUGCAAGAUGCUCUACCAGCUGAACGUGGUCAACCCACAAGACUACUACAUAAACUGUACCAAGCCUCUGCUGAACAGCACCAAUCUUUUGCCGGAGGAGAUUGGCAACUCCACGCUUUACAAGGGCCCCAUCGAUCCGGCCAAUUGGUUUGGCAUCCGGAAGCGCUUCCCCAACCUGGGUUAUAUCCAGAACCAUUUGCAGGUACUGGUGCUACUGGUUUUCGAGGCCGUUGUCUACCGGUGCCAGGAAUAUUACCGCAAACAGCACCAGUUGGUGCCGCCCCCGACCCAGGCCGUCUUUGAGGACGGAAAUCGCCAGAAUCUGGACCAAGGCCUGCGCUACUGCGUCAAGUACUUUGUCAACUACUUCUACUACAAAUUUGGGCUGGAGAUCUGCUUCCUGAUGACGGUCAACGUGAUCGGUCAGCGCAUGAACUUCAUGGUCAUCUUCCACGGCUGUUGGCUGGUGGUCAUCUUGACCCGGCGCCGGCGCCAGGCCAUUGCCCGUCUCUGGCCCAAGUACUGCCUCUUCCUGGCCUUCUUCCUCAUCUUCCAGUAUCUCCUCUGCGUUGGCAUCCCUCCGGGCCUCUGCGAAGACUAUCCUUGGCGAUGGAGCCACGCCAUUCCCAUCAACUCCGUCCUCAUCAAGUGGAUGUAUUUACCCGACUUCUUCAUGAAACCCAAUUCCAUCAAUUUAAUGAGCGACUUCUUGCUCCUUCUCGGUGCCUCCCAGCAGUGGAAGGUUUUUGUCAACGAACAGACGGACGAAUGGAAGCGCCUGGCCGGAGAUAACCGGGAACAUCUGGAAGGGCUGCGCGGGGAACCCAACCCAGUGCCCAACUUUGUCAAUUGCAGGUCCUACCUGGACAUGCUCAAGCUCUGCGUCUUCCGCUACCUCUUCUGGUUCGUGCUGGUGAUCGUCUUUGUGGCCGGCGCCAACCGCAUCAGCGUCUUCGGCCUGGGCUACCUGACGGCCUGCUUCUACCUGCUGCUCUUUGGGACGGCCCUGCUCCGGAAGCCCCUCCGCGCCCGGCUCCUGCUCUGGGACUGCCUCAUCAUCUACAACGUCACCGUCAUCAUCGUCAAGAACCUGCUCGCGCUCCUGUCCUGCGUCUUUGUCCAGCAAAUGCAGAACAACUUUUGCUGGGUGAUCCAGCUCUUCAGCUUGGCCUGCACCGUCAAGGGCUAUUACGACCCCAAGGAUCUGAACAAGAACCAGGACUGUGCGCUGCCCGUGGAAGAAGCCGGCAUCAUCUGGGACAGCAUUUGCUUCUUCUUCCUGCUCCUCCAGCGCAGGGUCUUCCUCAGCUACUAUUUCCUGCACGUUGCGGCCGACCUCCAGGCCUCGGCUUUGCAAGCAUCCAGGGGCUUUGCCCUUUACAAGGCCAGGAUGAUCAAGUGGAUGAGCUCCCGUCACCAGGCGGAGAAGAAAUCCUUGGACCAACUCAAGCGGCAGAUGGAGCGGAUCCGGGCCAAGCAGGAGAAGUACCACCAAGGACAACUGGCGGCAGAAGAGACCCCGGAGACGGACCAAACAGAAACGGGCUCCAAAAAGGACCAGAGGAAGCAGUGGUGGCGCCCGUGGCUUGACCACGCCGCAGAAGGAGAACCACGCGGCUCAGAGAUGCCUCCUUCUGCUAAGUUGGAUAGAAGAACGAUAGGAAGCAGGGGGCAUUAUAGUGUGUUGCACUCGGGGGAUUAUUUCCUCUUUGAGACGGACAGCGAGGAAGACGAGGAGUCGGUCCUGGAUGACCAGAAGCCGCCCAAGCAGAGUGCCUUCCAGCUGGCCUAUCAGGCCUGGGUGACCAACACCAAGUCAGCGCUGCACGAACGGGAGAAGCAAGAGAAGGAGAAGGAGCAGGAGGCCGUGGAGGAGGCCAAAGGGGAGGACAGCAAAGGAGGUGUCCGGCGUGGCCCAUUGAAGGACAGGACCAGCAGCCAAGAAGAGGAAGAAGAAGAAGAGGGAGAACAGGAUGAAGAAGAGGAAGAAGCAUCUCCAGGGAAGAGCAACGUGCUGCAGCGGGUGCUCAACACGCUCCGCUUCCUGUGGGUGCUGUGCCAGGCCACCAUGGAUGGACUCACCCAGUGGCUGCGGGCCCUGACUAAGGAGCAUGAGGAGUUGUCCACCGUCUUGGGGCUGGAGAGAUACGUCCUCACCCAACAGUUGGAUCAGGCAGAGGAGGUUCAGAGGAGCGGCCUGGACAGAUUGUAUCAACCGGCAGCGGCAGACCAGGCCUCCUUGGACACCGCACUGCCGGGUACAGUGGCAGGUUCUCCCGACAGCACAGCUUCCAGUGCGGGCGAAGCUGUGGAAGUGCUUAGCACCGACACCACCGGUUACGAGACUCGAAGCAACAGCAACGAGCGAAGCCCUGAGUUCGAGUCCCAGGACGGCAUGAUGCUCCUCCUUCCCAGCAGCUCCCAAGAACUCCUGGCCGACUCCGCGACCCGGCCCCGAACGGCCAGCGAGUUGCUGCAGAGCAGGCACGUCUCCUUCAAAGAGCUUGAGGAGUCGGAGCGUUUCUACCAAUCCCGCAACCGCCUGGUCCGGCUCCUGCUGGCCGGCUACCACUUUGUGGCUGGCCACUCGGACCUCCUGUGCUACUUCAUCAUCAUCCUCAACAACAUGGUGACGGCCUCGGUGGUCUCGGUGGUGCUGCCCAUCCUGGUCUUCUUGUGGGCCAUGCUCUCCAUCCCCAGGCCCAGCAAGCGCUUCUGGAUGACGGCCAUCGUCUACACGGAGGUGAUGGUGGUGGUCAAGUAUCUCUUCCAGUUCGGCUUCUUCCCGUGGAACAGCUACAGCAUCUUGGUGCGCAACGACGCCAAGGCCUUUUUCCCACCCAGAAUCCUUGGCGUGGAGAAGACCGACAACUACAUCAAGUACGACCUGAUCCAGCUGAUGGCCCUCUUCUUCCACCGCUCCUUACUCCUGAGCUAUGGUUUGUGGGACCACGAGGAAGAUGUCUUGGCCAAACCUCUGCCCGAAGCAGGAGAGCCACCGGUGUCAGUGCCAAGCGGAGAAGGAUCCGGAGCAGAAACCGAUGCCCAAGUCCCACCUGGCAAGACGGAAGCAGCGGCGGUUCCAGAGGCAGAGACGUCGAAAGGGAUCCGGUCACGAUUCAGGAAGAAAAAGAAGGAGAAGAAAGAGAAAGAGAAGAGCAGGGUGGUGGAGGAAGACGUGACGGAAGCUUCAGAAGAGCAAGAAAAGAAAGACGAGAUGGAGGAGGGAGAGGAGAAGAGGUCGAGCCCUUCCCAGGAAAAGCUGAAGGCUGCCGGACGGAGAGCAAAGCACUUCUUUGCCUCUGCGGCAGGAUGUGUCUUCCAACCAUUGCGGCAGUUUUUCCGGGACAUUUUGCACAGCAAAUACCGGGCUGCCACAGACGUCUAUGCACUCAUGUUCCUGGCCGAUGUGGUCGACUUCAUCAUCAUCAUCUUUGGUUUCUGGGCUUUUGGGAAACAUUCGGCCGCGGCGGACAUCGCCUCCUCGCUUUCGGAGGACCAGGUCCCGCAGGCCUUCCUGGUGAUGCUGCUCAUCCAGUUCUCCACCAUGGUCAUCGACCGGGCCCUCUACCUCCGCAAGAGCGUCCUGGGCAAGCUCGCCUUCCAGGUCUUCUUGGUCUUCGGCAUCCACGUCUGGAUGUUCUUCAUCCUGCCGGCCGUCACCGACAGGAUGUUUAACAUGAACACCGUGGCCCAGCUGUGGUACUUUGUGAAGUGCAUCUACUUUGCGCUGUCGGCCUAUCAGAUCCGCUGCGGCUACCCCACACGCAUCCUGGGCAACUUCCUCACCAAGAAGUACAACCACCUCAACCUCUUCCUCUUCCAAGGUUUCCGCUUGGUGCCUUUCCUGGUGGAGCUGCGGGCCGUCAUGGACUGGGUCUGGACCGACACCACUUUGUCCCUCUCGAACUGGAUGUGCGUGGAAGACAUCUACGCCAACAUCUUCAUCAUCAAGUGCAGCCGCGAGACAGAGAAGAAAUACCCGCAGCCCAAGGGCCAGAAGAAGAAGAAGAUUGUCAAGUACGGCAUGGGCGGCCUCAUCAUCCUCUUCCUCAUCUGCAUCAUCUGGUUCCCGCUGCUCUUCAUGUCGCUGGUGCGCUCCGUGGUCGGCGUGGUCAACCACCCCAUUGACGUCACCAUCACCCUCAAACUGGGGGGCUACGAGCCCUUGUUUACCAUGAGUGCCCAGCAGCAGUCGAUUGUACCUUUCACCCCAAAGGACUACGAAGCUUUGACGGACAAGUUUGUGCGGCAACCGCUGGCCAUGCAGUUCAUCACCCUCUACGGCUACGAGGACAUUGUGACGGCGCGCAUCGAGGGCAAUUCGGGCUCGUUGUGGAGCAUCAGCCCUCCCAGCCGGGAGCAGCUCAGGCAGGAGCUGCAGAACGGCUCUUCGGACAUCACGUUGCGCUUUACAUGGAAUUUCCAAAGGGACCUGGGCAAAGGCGGGACGGUGGAGUACACCUCGGAGAAGCACACCAUGGAUCUGAACCAAAGCAGCGCCGUGCGCAGGAGCCUGGCUGGGCUGCUGGAAGGCACCCACAAUGCCUCUGUGAGGGUCCCGCACCUCUUCCCUCCCUACAUCCGCGCCCCAAACGGCCCUGAAGCCAAUCCAGUUGAGCAGCUGCUACCAGAUGAAGAGGACAGUUAUCUAGACGUCGCGGUGCAGCUAAGGCGGCAACGGAUCGGAGCCGGGAACGCGAGCGCCAGCUUUGUCGAGUGGUGGGUCAUCCAGCUGGCCGACUGCCAGCACGACUGCGACAUCCUCCCGAUGCUCAUCUUCAACGACAAAGUCAGUCCACCGAGUCUGGGCUUCCUGGCAGGAUACGGGAUCAUGGGCCUCUACGUCUCCAUCGUGCUGGUGAUUGGGAAGUUCGUGCGGGGCUUCUUCAGCGAGAUCUCGCACUCCAUCAUGUUCGAGGAGCUGCCCUGCGUCGACCGCAUCCUCAAGCUGUGCCACGACAUCUUCCUGGUCCGCGAGACAGGAGAACUCGAGCUGGAGGAGGAACUCUACGCCAAGCUCAUCUUCCUCUACCGCUCGCCAGAGACCAUGAUCAAGUGGACGAGGGAGAAGGAGUGACGGGGAGGGAACCAAGCGAUCCAAAACCUACAAAGGGCGGUGCUACCAAACCCAAUAAGGACCUGGUGAGAUUGCAGAGCCAAUCUGUUUAGGAUGAUCUCCUAGGAGCUGCUGGACUUAGGACUUUUCCUUGGAAAGGAUGGAAACAGACACUUCCCUCCCUUGCAGUCCAAAGGCCUCGCUUGCUUCCUCCCCAAAGCACAAGAAGGCUAUGGUUUGGAGUUCCUUCCCGCGGGACAUUGGUUCGAAGCCCCAGUGCCUUUGCACAGCAAUAAUGAACCCCCGCCCCAUUCCCCGAUGCCAAGGGUGCAGGAUUUCUGCCUCCACACUUCCUCUUCCGAUGCUGCCACACACACACACAAAACACUCCCUGCUAUACUGUACUUUCCUCCGCUGCCUUGCCAUUUGGGUGCCACGGUUUAGGCCCCGCUCAAGUGCCAAACCACAGGGCAGGAAAAGAGGGCGGUUGGAUUCUAUAGACUUUUCUAAAAGAAGUGGUUUUAUUUAUACAGAUCUCUAUGAUAAUAAUAAUGAAAAUAAAUAAAAAAAGCUGUGAUUACAAACGA
This is a messenger RNA of Anolis carolinensis (green anole), 8408 nucleotides long. It is a transcript of the gene piezo1, whose product is annotated as piezo type mechanosensitive ion channel component 1 (Er blood group). Gene Ontology annotation, molecular function: mechanosensitive monoatomic ion channel activity. The transcript is spliced from 52 exons. Gene Ontology annotation, cellular component: membrane. Lineage: Eukaryota; Metazoa; Chordata; Lepidosauria; Squamata; Anolidae. The record is from RefSeq and is a predicted model, not a curated record. The coding region runs from base 187 to 7842 and encodes 2551 amino acids.